AAAUUAGAGGAAGCAGGGUUCAAGACUUACCUUAAAUUGACAUUUCUUUGAGGUCAGGUUUGUUUUUAGUUUGGGGCUCAAAUAUUACAGUAAUUCAGGUAUGGCAUUGCGUAAACUUGGCAGGGCCCUGCAGAUACUGGAGACGCACUCCAUUCUCAGACAUCUGAGACGUGGUUACUACUUAUAUACGCCGGAACCGAUACAUCCCCUACCAGACAAAACCCCAGACUGGAAAACUGCUGAUGAGGCUUUGCAAGUUGUGCAGUCAGGUCAGAGGAUAUUUGUGCAUGGUGCAGCAGCCACACCAUGUCACCUCAUUGAGGCUAUGUGUAGACAUGGUACCAGGGCAGAUAUCAGAGGGUGUGAAGUAAUGCAUAUUCAUACUGAAGGGCCGGGCUUAUACAAUGAACCAGAAUAUGACCAUAUGUUCAGGUCAAACUCACUUUUCGUUGGUGGAAAUUCUAGGAAAGCGAUCCAUGAGGGCAGGGCUGAUGCUAUUCCAAUAUUUCUGAGUGAAAUACCGAGGCUAUUUCGACACAAGAUUAUUCACCUUGAUAUAGCUCUGGUGACAGUAAGCCCACCAGACAAACAUGGAUUCUGUUCUCUCGGGACAAGUGUGGACUGCACAAGAUCUGCUGUUCAAAAUGCUAAAUAUAUCAUUGCCCAAGUAAAUAAGCAUUUGCCUCGGACAUUUGGUGAUGGUAUUAUUCACGAGUCGCAUGUUGAUGCUAUGGUACAGUGGGAUGAACCGUUACAUGAAAUGGCAAUUGGUGAGCUGUCUCCGGAAGAAGAGAAAAUCGGGAAAUUGAUCGCCGAUAAUCUGGUAGAAGAUGGUGCCACCUUACAGAUGGGUAUAGGGGCUAUACCAGAUGCUGUGCUAGCACAACUCGGCAAUCAUAAAAACCUCGGCAUCCACUCAGAGAUGUUCUCUGAUGGUGUAGUUGAUCUGUGUGAAAAAGGGGCAAUAACCAAUACAGAGAAAACCAUCUUGACUGGGAAAAUUGCGAGCAGUUUUGCUGUUGGAUCAAAGAGAUUAUAUGACUUCAUGGACAACAAUCCAUUUGUUGAGAUGUGUGAUGUAGCAUUUACUAACAAUUCGGCAGUUAUCAGCCAGAACCCAAAGGUGACAGCCAUUAAUUCAUGUAUAGAGGUUGAUCUCACAGGUCAGAUUUGUGCUGAUUCUAUUGGUACAAAAAUUUACUCAGGAUUUGGAGGCCAGAUUGAUUUUAUACGAGGGGCAGCUAUAUGUUUGGAUGGAAGAGGUAAACCAAUUAUUGCAAUGCCGUCGGCAACUCGGCGAGGAGAAACUAAAAUAGUCCCUACUCUCAAACUUGGAUCUGGUGUUGUGACUACACGUGCACAUGUGCAUUAUGUAGUCACAGAAUAUGGUAUAGCUUAUCUAUUUGGCAAAAGUUUAAGAGAAAGAGCCUAUGAACUUAUACAGAUAGCUCAUCCGGACCAUAGGGAGUUUCUUGAAAAAGCUGCAUUUGAAAGACUAAGGUGUAUGCCUGCUCCAUUUAAAUAGACCCUAGUUAUUGUAGAAAAGAACAUUUGUUAUAAAUAGAUAGGUCCGUUUGUAGUAGAUCUUUUACAGGAGAUGCUGUAGUGUUCAAUAACUAGAAAGUGCUUUUUAUAUGGUACCUGUAAUGGUAACAUGUAAUUUAUUACCGGUACAUAGAAUUGAUGUUGUUUUUCGUUGACAAAACAAAGUUAGGAUUAAAAAUUGAUAUCAUAUUUUAACUAUAGUGCCCAUCAGUUAUAGUUGAUAUAUCCAGUAGAGGUGAUUGGAUCAGGGUUGACAUUACUCCUUUGUUUUCGAACGCUACAUAUACCUUUGCUAGCAAUACUGUGCUGACAACAGUGGAUAUAAGAACAAAAUUCUGUAGGAAAUCUGCACACAUUCUGAUAACCCUUUGCUUAGAGCAAAGAUACAUCAAGUGGUCUAAAUCAUACUAUUAAACUGUACAUAAAAGUGAACUUAACAAUUAAAUGUAUUUUUUUGAGGAUGGAAUUUAUAUAUAAUACUGUAGAUUUGGAUACAUUCACAAUGGUUUUAGUUUUGAUAGUAUUCAUAAAUAAUAGCAUUUGUGAAUUCAAAAUAUUUGUAAAUAUUAAAAUUUUAACCUACAUCAUGUUCUAAAACACAAACAUUCACAUUUUGUGAAUUCUUUACACUGCAAAUGAGGCUGCAAACAAUAAAAUUGCUAAAUUAAGGUUACAUGGAUCUACGGUAUAUUUGAGUUGUAUGUUGCAUACAUAGCUUUAAUACCUUAUGAAAUUGCUAAAUAAAGGUUACAUAAAAAUUAUCCAAUAUACAUUAAAUAUGGAUUAUGUAUUGCUAACCUCAUGAAAUUGCUAAAUUAAGGUUACGUGAAAAUUACCCAAUAUACAUAAAAUAUUGGUUUUAUAUUGCUAACCUCAUGAAAUUGCUAAAUUAAGGUUACAUGAAAACUACCCAAUGUGCAUUAAAUAUUGGUUUUAUAUUGCUAACCUCAUGAAAUUGCUAAAUUAAGGUUACAUGAAAACUACCCAAUGUGCAUUAAAUAUUGGUUUUAUAUUGCUAACCUCAUGAAAUUGCUAAAUUAAGGUUACGUGAAAAUUACCCAAUAUACAUAAAAUAUGAGUUAUGUAUUGCUAACCUCAUGAAAUUGCUAAAUUAAGGUUACGUGAAAAUUACCCAAUAUACAUAAAAUAUGGGUUAUAUAUUGCUAACCUCAUGAAAUUGCUAAAUUAAGGUUACAUGAAAACUACCCAAUGUGCAUUAAAUAUUGGUUUUAUAUUGCUAACCUCAUGAAAUUACUAAAUAAAGGUUACAUGAAAAUUACCCAAUGUGCAUUAAAUAUUGGUUUUAUAUUGCUAACCUCAUGAAAAUGCUAAAUUAAGACUUCAUGAAAACUACCCAAUCCAUAGUAUGAGUAGGUUAUAUGUUGCAUAGCUAUCAUUACCUGAUGAGAUUGUAUUUGUUGUAGUGCAUUAAUUGAAACAGUUUAUAUACUGCUCAUUCUAGGAAAUAUAGUUAGUGUUUCUGGUAAAAAAAUCUUGAUAUUGUUGUUAUUUAUUACUUGUCAGAUUUUGUUACUAAAGUUCAAGUUGAUUUUGAUAAUGUAUGUGUUUGUGCGUUUUGUUUGGGUUAAGUGAAAAAAAAGCAGAAAGGUGCCGUAAUAUUAUAUGUUUAACAGUAUCAGGACAUAUCCCUUUUUUUAUUUGCAAGAUGGAUAUACUACAUAAACAUCAACACAUCACAAAAAUCCAAGUUAAUGCUUAACCCUUAGCCUGCUAAAUUUCUAAAAUGGACUGGUCCAUUAUUCAAUUUGGGCAGUACCACUUAUUAUUCAAAGGGGUUUUCACAGAAAAUUUACUGACUGAACAGGGAACAGUUGCAGACCGUGCAGGCUGAUCUUAGUCUGCACUGGUCACCAAGGCAAAACCACUUGCCGCCAGCAGGCUAAAGGUUAAUCUAAGAUUUUAUGCUAAGUGUGGUGUAAAAUUCAUGCUUUAAGUAAUUUGUACCUAUUGUUUUUUGAUAUGUGAUUUAUUGAUGUGAAGAUUGCAUAUAGUUUAAGCUGAGCAGUACUUCGUCUUCCUUAGUAUUUAAUCAGAUUCUACGGGUAAGUUGAUUUUGACUGUGAAAAUACUUUGUUAACUUGAUUCAGAGCUGUCUCUGCUGUUAGCAAAUGACACCUUUUGUAGUCCUGAAUUUGACUUAGAGAUAUUCUAAAUAAUUUUAGGGCAACAUUGUUUGGGUUUCAUUCAUUUCUAUUCCAGUUCAGUUUAUAUAAGUACACUUUUAGCAGCUUGCACGUGUUAUUUUACACUGCAACCAGAAACUGGAAUGAUUUUCAUAAAUUUUUAUAGUUUUGCAUGUACAAUUUAUUUAUGACCUAUAAUUGUGUUGGUGCAAUGUUAAACCCAACAAAAUAAAUAAAUAAUUCCCUGUAAAGGGAACCUUGUCAGAGGUCUUUAAUUUUAAUUUUAAAUCCUCAUUUGCAUUGACAAAGAGUUAUACAGAGAUAACCAUAUAAAAAGGUCAUAAAAUUAAAACAAAUCAUCUGUUUUUUUAGUCUUUGUCUUUGUUCUCCCAAAUAGGGAAUAGUUCAUGUAAUACUGUCAUACUUUUGGCUACUCCUAGCAGGAAGCCUCGUUCAAAAAUUGAUUUUUAGCAACACAUUUUUCAUCAUAAGCUCUGUGAUCAAAUUUGUUUCAUCUGUUAAGAGAUUCAAAAGAUGUUUUCAAAAAUAUGAAGGUUAAUAUACUUUCUAAAUAUAGCAUAAUAGAUGCAAUUCUUUGAGGAUUUUAGCAAAUAAAAUUUCACAAAAUAUUAAACGACACCUUAAGAGAGAAACUAACUUAAAAAAAAUAAGAAAAAAAGUUGAUUUCCAGAUUUUAUUUACUUCACAACAGCGGGUGUUAAGUGCUGUGUGGCGGCCGUAAAAAGUCGCCCCGACUUCAUCUCAGUGUUGUUAUAUUUUCUGGUCCUUCUGGAUCAUUGAUUUCAACUCAUUUAGAUUUGAAGAAUGAAUACUGCUUAAGCCGGUGCUAGGGGGCGUGGGCAGUGUUGCUUUUUCCAUUACUGCCCAUGAACAGACUCAAUCAAACCGAGUCUGCAAUUUUCACUAUUUGCCUUGUUCUCGGUGCUUCCGAGGGAUCUACUUUCCAGAUUUUAUUGAUUACCAGCUGGAAUUUUAGGGCUUUUUAUAAAUAUUUAUUUUACAAAACCAGAUCCAUGACACGACUAAAUCUGAUUACAAUUAAGUAUUGGUUAUUCUUGAAUGCAUGAAGCCAAACAUUGAACUUCAUAAAUAAUUUCUUCUCCUUCUUAAAAGUAUUAUUUUCCAACAUAGUGGGUUUGCAACCAGCAUGGAUCCAGACAAGCCUGCACAUCCGCGCAGUCUGGUCAUGAUCCAUGCUGUUCGCUAACAGUUUCUCUAAUUGCUAUAGGCUCUGAAAGCGAACAGCAUGGAUCCUGACCAGACUGCGUGGAUGCGCAGGCUGGUCUGGAUCCAUGCUGGUCGCAAACCCACUAUAUUUUGUUGGUUUUCUCAUGGCACGGCUCAUUUACUUAUUUUGAAAUACUAGGAUAUUCAUACUUUUUCAAACGUGUUUAUUAUUUUUAAAUAUGAGAUAUAAUUGUUUACAAUUUAUCCCAGUAAUGCUGCUAGAAACCAAACUGCAGUCAUUAUCAGUUAGAUUUACAUUUUUAGGCUGCGCAUAUUUUUUAUUCAUAAUUAUGGUUGUUUAAUGAUAUUUACAUUGUCUUGGGCAUUAUUCUGGAUUAGAUUGUUAAAAGGUAUUUGAACAAAUAUUUAGUGCUUGUGUAAGUUAUGUUAUAAUAACCCAGUGUCAAUCGGUUGAGUUAAUCAAACUGAGGGGCCUCCGUGGCUGAGUGGUUACGGUCACUGACUUCAAAUCACUUGCCCCUCAUCGAUGUGGGUUCGAGCCUCACUCAGGACAUUAAAUUCUUCAUGUGAGGAAGCCAUCCAGCUGGCUUACGGAAAGUCGAUGGUUUUACCCAGGUGCCCGCUCUUGAUGAAAUAAUGCAUGGAGGGGCACCUGGGGUCAUCCUCCACCAUCAAAGCUGGAACGUUGCCACAUGACCUAUAAUUGUGCCGGUGUGAUGAAAUUAAACUGACUGUUCAUAAGAAAGGGUGCAUCACAAACUGCAUGUAUAAAGAAAUAUUUGUCAAAUUUUAUUUAAAAAAUCACGCUUUUAAAUCAUACUCAGGUAAUUAUACAGUAUUUUCAUGUCAAAACUUUAUGACAUUUCAUACUAUUAAUGAAAGCCUAUCAUUAACUAAGUAUACUGAUGUAAGAUUGUGUAGCUGCAUUCUCUAAAGACUCGGGAAUUGGACAAACCCCUCCUGGGAUAAACCACCAUCCUCUAAUUCAUGAUGAAGCCGAAAAGUCACAUCCCGAUGUUUAAACAGGGAAGACUUAAACAUAAACAACUGAAAUUUCAAGGUGAAUACCUACCCCAGCCCAACAUCACUUCUUUGAAAGUUCAAAGAAGAUAAAACGUUUCCCAUUAUUUUGACAAGGUAAUAAUAAUAAAGUUACAGCACAGUGUUAGCGCUUUCAUCCUUCUUGAUGAAAAGCACAGGAACGGUUUUGCCUGCAGUGAUAAUUUAACGGGAGAGCUUUUGCCUGCCAAUAUAUUUAAGAGGAGUGGUUUUGCCUGCCAUGAUAAUUUAAAAGGUGGUUUUGCCUGCCAUGAUAAUUUAACAAGUAGUGGUUUUGCCUGCUGUGAUAGUUUAAGAGGAGUGGUUUUGUCUGCUUUGAUAAUUUAAGGGGUUGUUUUUACCUGCCAUGAUAAUGUAACAAUGAGAGGUUUUGCAUGCCAUGUAAGUUUAAUGGGAGAGGUUCUUCCUGCCGUGAUGAUACAACUUGAGAAGUUUUGCCUGUCACGAUAAUUUAACAGGAGAGGUUUUGCCUGCCAUGAGAAUUUUACCGGGAACGCUUUUGCUUCCGUGAUAAUUUAAUGGGAAAGGUUUUGCCUGUCUUGAUAAUUUCAUGGGAAAGGUUUGCCUGUCGUGAUAAUUUAUGGCAGAGGUUUUGCCUGUCGUGAAAGGUUAACAGGAGGGUUUUUUCCUACCUGUAAAAACAUAGAGUGGGGCUUUGUCUGCUAGUACGCAGGUCCUGCUGCAUCGUAACUAUAAAUUCUUACCUGUGGCUGUGAAAGAUUUCAACUUCUCACGGCUACAGCUGGAAAAGAUUGAUCAAGCCGACUCUGGUGCCAAGUCCUUACUCUACUACAGUUGUAAAUUCUUAUUGCUACGGCUGGGCAAGUUUGCACAAGCGGCCACAUGUAAAACACACAAACAAACCAGCGAAGUUCAUUGUAUAUACCUGCCAUAUUCGCCACUGUUAUUUAAAAAUUGUCUGAUAGUAGUUUUUUAGCUCACCUGUCACAAAGUGACAAGGUGAGCUUUUGUGAUCGCGCGGUGUCUGUCGUCCGUCAGUGCGUCCAUCCGUCCGUAAACUUUUGCUUGUGACCACUCUAGAGGUCACAUUUUUUUGUGGGAUCUUUAUGAAAAUUGGUCAGAAUGUUCAUCUUGCUGAUAUCUAGGUCAAGUUCGAAACUGGGUCACAUGCCAUCAAAAACUAGGUCAGCAGGUCUAAAAAUAGAAAAACCUUGUGACCUCUCUAGAGGCCAUAUAUUUCAUAAGACCUUCAUGAAAAUUAGUCAGAAUGUUCACCUUGAUGAUAUCUAGGUCAAGUUCGAAACUGGGUCACGUGCCAUCAAAAACUAGGUCAGUAGGUCUAAAAAUAUAAAAACCUUGUGACCUCUCUAGAGGCCAUAUAUUUCAUGGGAUCUUUAUGAAAGUUGGUCUGAAUGUUCAUCUUGAUGAUAUCUAGGUCAAGUUCGAAACUGGGUCACGUGCCUUAAAAAACUAGGUCAGUAUGUCUAAAAAUAGAAAAACCUUUUGACCUCUCUAGAGGCCAUAUAUUUCAUGAUAUCUUCAUGAAAAUUGGUCAGAAUGUUCAUCUUGAUGAUAUCUAGGUCAAGUUCGAAAGCGGGUCACGUGCCAUCAAAAACUAGGUCAGUAGGUCAAAUAAUAGAAAAACCUUGUGACCUCUCCAGAGGCCAUAUUUUUCAUGGGAUCUGUAUGAAAGUCGGUCUGAAUGUUGAUCUUGAUGAUACAUAGGUCAGGUUAGAAACUGGGUCAACUGCGAUCAAAAACUAGGUCAGUAGGUCAAAUAAUAGAAAAACCUUGCGACCUCUCUAGAGGCCAUACCCUUGAAUGGAUCUUCAUGAAAAUUAGUCAGAAUGUUCACCUUGAUGAUAUCUAGGUCAAGUUUGAAAUGGGUCACGUGCCAUAUUUUUCAAUGGAUCUUCAUGAAAAUUGGUCAGCACUUUUAUCUUGAUAAUAUCUAGGUCAACGACGUCAUACUCAAAACUGGGUCAUGUGGGAAGAGGUGAGCGAUUCAGGACCAUCAUGGUCCUCUUGUUUAAUAUUUUGAUAUGUAUUGAAUUUUAUCUUAGAUGCAAAUGUAUUUUAGUAGUUCAGUGUUUUAUUUCAUAUACAUUGUAGUUCUUUAUGUCCAUUAUUUUUUUGAUAUUACAGAUUGUUACUCCUUGAUGUUUGUAAGUUCAAUCGAUCAUUUUAAUACAAUUUAUGCAUAUUCAUCUACGACUUGACUAACGGUAUUUUCAGUUGUUGAACUAUUGGAGAUUGACUUAAAGAAAUGAAAAUAGUAAUUAUUUCUAUUUCAAUUUUUCCUCUCAGUAAAGACCCUGUAUAAUGUUGUUUAUCUGUUAAUCAGCCAUCCCACGAGUUUGUUAAAAUCUUUGCUUAGACUAUGUUUAUUUUGUUUGUUUGAAUAUAUUAUGUUAAUAAUUAAGUUGUAGAAUGACACUCUUGUACUAUAAACAAUAUUUCAUUUUCCUCGUUAUAGUUAUAUACUUCGUUCUUGCUUAACCUUUAGCCUGCUAAAUUUCUAAAAUGGAAUGGUCCAUCAUUCAAUUUGGGCAGUACCAUUUAUUAUUUGAAGGGAUGUUCACUGAAAAUUUACUGACUGAAUAGCGAACAGUGCAGACCAUGAUCAUUCUGCACUGGUCGCAAAGGCAGAAUCACUUGCCGCCAGCAGACUAAAGGUUAAGAAAGUUAAGUGCACUGUCAGUUAGAUAUUACUUGUAUACCAUUAACUAAGGGCCUUAAACACAACAAAAUGAAAUCCUAAUUCCAUAGCAGUCACGAUCAUGGUCAAAAUGUCAGUUUCGGAGAAAUUGAAGGAUCUUUCCUCAAUUAAAUGGCCAUAUAUCACUAAAAUUGUCAAUACAUAUAUAUUAGUGCACAGAAGUCCAGAAGAAAAAAAACGUGUUUUCAUUCACUGUUUGUAUUGUAGAGUAGAUGUAGUUUAGGUUUAAGGUUUGUUAAUCUUAAAUUAUUUUUACUGCUUAACUAAUUUACAUUAUUUUUAUAUGUUAUAUACGAUAUUUGAAAGGGUACCUGGAGAAAAACAGUUGAAACAGUAAGUCCAUAUUAAAGUAUAUAUUUUAGUGAAUGAUUAUUGUCAUAGCUUAUAUCAUCUGGACGACCGGCCAUCGAAUGCUGAUUCGAUUGGUUUGUGUAAGAAUUAUUCCACAGUAAUUGCGUAAUUGCUUUAGAUAUUUUAAGUUUUUGUUAAAUCACCCUUACGUUAAAAUGAUGUCACGUUAACGGACGAUGGCGUCAAUGUGUUUGUUGCGACCAAGAAAGAGCUACUAUAUUUUAUCACCUGUUUUAGAGAAAGGGCAUAUUAGAAUCGCAAUAAUGUAAAGAAAAAUCGAGUAUACUUGAAUUAAUACUCCAAAAUUGUUUUUACGUCGCCAGAAUAAUUCACUCGGGCUUUACCCUCGUGAAAUUAUUCCGCGGCCGUAUAACCUCUUUCGUGUAUUAAUAACGUUAAAAAACGAUUAUUCUAUUCAUUAUUUCUUCAAUUCAUAACUUUAUCAUGACAUCACAGUACAUUAGGGGUUCUAACUGACCAAUCAGAGAGUUACAUUUUCGAGUACCAGCCAGUUUCCACUUGGGUAUAACGAAGUAUAUUUACAAUGAACAUAUAGUUACUUUAGAAAUGAAUAUCACACUGUUUUAGAAAAUCAAAUUAAGAUUUUUCACUGCACAUGCCCCAGAUGAUGCUACGAACAACAAAACUUUGAAGUUUCAUUGAAAUAUUUUUUCGAUUUAAUACCUUUAUUUUAGUUAAAAGUUUGAGAUUUUACACAAGGAGUCUAUGAUAAAGUCCUAGUAAAAUGUAAUCAUUACCAAAGUGAAAUUAGUAGCAUUCCGCAAUGUUUUGGACAUGUUAAAAUUAUGAAUACACACUGUUGUACCAAGAUUUAUAAACGUGUUAAAUACACUACACAGAAUUAAUGUAAUAUAGAUGGCACCAAAAUGUUUGAAAAAAAAGUUGAACAUACUAUGGUGUAAGAUAUUACCUGUGUAUCAGUAAGCUGUUUUUCUGUAAGUGCCCAAUCUAUUCAUUAUUGUCGCACUUCCAUUUAUCUGCAAUACAAUUAACUUGAACAAAGAUUG
Molecule: messenger RNA, 10016 nt
Organism: Mercenaria mercenaria
Lineage: Eukaryota; Metazoa; Mollusca; Bivalvia; Venerida; Veneridae
Product: 4-hydroxybutyrate coenzyme A transferase-like
Exons: 9
Coding region: 101-1525 (474 amino acids)
Biological process (GO): acetate metabolic process
Cellular component (GO): mitochondrion
Molecular function (GO): acetate CoA-transferase activity
Source: RefSeq, a predicted model, not a curated record